AUGGCCAGGAUCACUCUUAUUUCUGUUCUCAUCCUCUGGGCAGCCACACAGCAGGGAAGGGGAAAUGAGAUUACAGAAAAAGGCCUCUCUUUGCUAGGGUACCAUCUGUGCAACUAUAGCCUGACCAAAAACGUGUUUAAAAUGGUUGCCUACACAAAGUCCUAUGAGAAAAGCGCUUCCUGUGGAGGAUGGAUACCAUGGAUGGUGUGUCCUCGGACAUACUAUAAAAUGCAGUACCAUACUGUUGAAGUCCCUGAAACCAUCACUUUUACAGAUUGCUGUGAAGGAUAUGAACAAGUUGGACUCUACUGCUCUUUAGCACUCAGUAGAUCCAACAUAUUUGCCUCAAGACCUGGUAUUUGUCCAGUGGAGAAUAUGGAGACAUCUGAUUAUCCUUGCACGUUUGAUAUUGAAUGUCCAGGGCUUAAAAAAUGUUGCAACUUAUCCAAAGGAGCAGGCUGUGUGGAUCCAAUGCCAGAGGGAAGAACAUUCUGGUACAACGUGACAGUACUUGUGAAAAUGGAUUUUAAUGAAUUAAUCAGAGUGGAUUCCCACCUCCUGAAUCAUUCACGCCUUUUGCACUCCAUGAUUACUGGUGCAUUACAACCCUUGAAUGUCUCUGUGCACCAUAUCCAGAGUAACCGUGCGAAAGUAUAUGCUGGGACAGUGGCCUCUCAGGUUCUCAUUGGACUGCAUCAGCCAGCUCCACUAGCAGAGGUUUCUUCUUUCUUGAAGGACAUUGUGAAGCGUGCAUAUGAAGUGAUUGACACAGAAGUGCAAGAUGUCAAUGAAUGCUCCUAUGCUGAAUUCAACGCCUGUACUGAGAAAAACACCUGUGUAAACCUGGAGGGCUUUUACAGCUGCAGCUCUCAGCAUGAACACACAGAUGUCAUCCCUCUCCAUCUGAGCCGAAGAAAGGAAGGCAUGGCAGCAUCUACUCCAAGCUCAGCACUGGACCCCAUUAACAGUAGCAAUCACUCUCUGUCUAUCAGUAAUUCAAGUCUCUUGUCCAUGACUAACCAAUCUACAGGUGCUGGGUGCUAUCCCUCUGCGUUCAGAAACCAUCGAAUCUUCAGAGUCACCAGCAACAGUUUUGAAAUGUCCUGGCAUGUAACUUCUACUCUGAACCAUACUUUCCAAGUCCAAGUGUUCAAGGGCAAAGAACUUGUACAAAACCUGAAGACAGAGGAAAUGAAAAUGGAAGUAUCUCAGCUGGAAGCAGGUGUGAUGUAUUCAGUAGAGAUCAGCUAUGAAACCUGUGGAAAAACAAGCAUCUCACGCCAAAAUGUUAAAACAGAGGCCAAGAUAUUUGGUGUUACUGUGAGGAUUCUCAACUACAACUUCACUGAUGACUUCCGUAAUGCCAGCAGCUUGGCGUAUGCAGAAUUUUCAAGACUGUUGCUAACAGAGCUUGAAAAUUCAUUUCCACCUGACAUUUCUGCUUUGUACAAAUCUGGGAAGCUGAAAGUGCAGACCGGAUCCCUGCAAGCUGGAAGCAUCGUGAGGCUGAGAAUCACUGUGCAGGAUCCUGAGUUUCCAGUUGAUGCCUCCACAUUUGCCCAAGUGCUUUCUAACUUGCACAAUGGUUCCGUGCUUUUGGUGGAUCAACAAAACACUACACUAGAAG
Messenger RNA from Merops nubicus (carmine bee-eater), 1627 nucleotides. Its product is annotated as uromodulin-like 1. Gene Ontology annotation, cellular component: extracellular region. The annotation marks the transcript as partial. NCBI's taxonomy places the organism in Eukaryota, Metazoa, Chordata, Aves, Coraciiformes, Meropidae. The record is from RefSeq and is a predicted model, not a curated record. The transcript has 10 exons. Gene Ontology annotation, molecular function: peptidase inhibitor activity; calcium ion binding; protein binding.